This is a messenger RNA of Aphanomyces invadans, 1099 nucleotides long. RefSeq lists its product as hypothetical. NCBI's taxonomy places the organism in Eukaryota, Oomycota, Saprolegniomycetes, Saprolegniales, Verrucalvaceae. The record is from RefSeq and is a predicted model, not a curated record. Gene Ontology annotation, biological process: RNA splicing; generation of catalytic spliceosome for second transesterification step. Bases 21 to 995 code for a protein of 324 amino acids. Gene Ontology annotation, cellular component: U5 snRNP; U2-type post-spliceosomal complex; U4/U6 x U5 tri-snRNP complex. The transcript has a single exon.
UGAAGCAGCAGGAAGCAACGAUGGAGCAGAUCCAAGCACAGAUGGCGGCAUUGAAGCGCCAGCGAGAGGAGGCGAAAGCUGUGGCCCUCGGUGGCGCUCCAGUGAAGAAGAAGUACCUUCGACGCGGAGAAAUCGAAGCCGCCUUGGAAGAGAAGGAGCGCAUGGAAGCCGCGGCGGCGGCCGAACGAGCAGAGCAGGAACAAAAUGCCAAGGAUGGAGAAACCACAAACGCUCGCAUUAGCAGCGACGGUGCAAAAGAGACCUCGCAAGCUAGCACCACGGUAGCUGAAGACACAACUCAAGACAGGAACACAUCGCAGCAGGCUCAACUGAACUUGAGCUUAUCGGAGAUCAAGAAGCGGUUGCGGAACUUGGGGCACCCGGUGACCCUCUUCGGAGAGACCGCACAAGAUCGCGCGAAUCGGUUAGAAGCUCUUAUCCACUCGACACAAGGUGGCGAAAUGGAGAUCCAGGCCGACAAAGAUGACAAGGAAGUCGAGACGGAGGAAAACAAGGACGAGAACAGCGAUGAGAUGAUUGUGUACCGGUACUUCAAGUCGAUGUUGAGUCAGUGGGAGCUGGCGUUGGGACAGCGCCCGGAGACGGUGAAGCGGACGGCGCAGGGUAAGAUUGCUACACGCACGAUGAAGCAGUGCAAGGACUACAUUCGCCCACUCUUCCGGCUCUGCAAGCAUCACGAAGUCCCGGACGACAUUCUGAGAAACCUAUUGGACAUCGUUCGAUAUUGCGAGAGUGGCGAGUUCGUACAAGCAAAUGACGCCUAUAUCAAGAUGGCCAUUGGAAACGCCGCGUGGCCGAUUGGGGUCACGAUGGUAGGGAUCCACGAACGCACAGGUCGUGAAAAGAUUAAUUCCAACAAGCAAGCCCACGUCAUGAACAAUGAACUCCAACGAAAGUACCUCACCAGCGUGAAGCGACUCAUUUCGUACGCGCAGUCGAUUUCAAACGUGGCCCCCUCCAAGAAGGUUCUGUAAAGGAAAGUAGCAACAAUUGACCCACCCUAUUCCUACGGCUCAUUCCCUUCUCAUCAAGUGACCGGUAACAUCGACAGAACAUGAAAGUUAACGUGCAAGAUGAA